Molecule: messenger RNA, 818 nt
Organism: Cylicocyclus nassatus
Lineage: Eukaryota; Metazoa; Nematoda; Chromadorea; Rhabditida; Strongylidae
Source: the annotation of a GenBank genome assembly
AUGUCACUCAAUGACAAAGAGGAGUCAGCAGCAGUGCAAAUGCAGUAUUGGUGGAGGAAACAUAUGAAGCACAGCGAGCAACUAUCUGAAAAAGCAAGAAAAAUCUCGGAAUGGCGUGGAUUACAAGAUAUCUCGCUCCACAAUACUGAACUUAUUGAGAAGCUGAAUGCGAUCCGGAGAAGAAAGGCUUACGAUCUGAUGAAGUACGAGCAUAUACUUCAACUGCCGGCUCGCAAAGUCGGGGAGUAUCUAGCAAAAGAAUCUGAAAAGCCUACGAAAUCGAUAAAGAACGAAAGCGAGGAUAUUUUGGAGAGAAUGGAAUACGAAAAGAGGCACAAAGCAGCAAUGGUCAUACAAAGAGCAUUUAGGAAGUAUCACAAGCGAAGAAUGGCUGAAGCAUACCUGCGCAAAUGCACAAAAAUAAGGCCACAGCGUAGAGUCGAACUGCUCGCUCAGAUCAAUGACCGUUUGAGUGAAAGAAAGAAUCUACGAAAGGAUCCAUUGAAUGUCAUCAAAGACAAGUUGGCACAGCACAAAUUGACUCGUGCGGGUGAUGCCGAAGCGUAUGCGAAGCGGCAGCUUGUGAUCCAAUCGAUGAAAAGGGAUAUCGCUGUGCUGAGCAGCAUCACCCCAGAAACCAAGAUCACACCAGAUCUUCUGAAAUGCCUCGGUUCGACAAGACCACUGGCAAACUACAAGGCAUCGAUGAAUCACGAGUCCGAGAUGGAGCGAAUCGACGACAAACUUCUUGGAUUUCAUCUAUAACGCCUGUUGUAUCUUCUUCUAUUUAUCUACCCGCAAAAACAAUUUUUUCAAAG